This is a messenger RNA of Hylaeus volcanicus, 3210 nucleotides long. RefSeq names its product OTU domain-containing protein 5-B (gene Duba). The transcript is spliced from 12 exons. Gene Ontology annotation, biological process: protein deubiquitination. The record is from RefSeq and is a predicted model, not a curated record. Bases 388 to 2145 code for a protein of 585 amino acids. NCBI's taxonomy places the organism in Eukaryota, Metazoa, Arthropoda, Insecta, Hymenoptera, Colletidae. Gene Ontology annotation, molecular function: K63-linked deubiquitinase activity; cysteine-type deubiquitinase activity.
UUGGCACUACGAGCAGUCUGGCUGUGUGUGCAAAUGUAGUCAUGGCUGUCUGACAAAACAUUCGAAAUAACAAGAAUUAAUGUAGCAGUUGGUUAUCAAAAGUACCAUGUCGUGUUUAUCGCAAAGUGUAACGUUGCCCUGAUUCAAAUUUCGAGGAGUUCAUUAGGAGCGUAGCGACUCCGGGAUUUUAUUCGUGUUCGCGUUCGAUCAACACAGAAACUUGGUGCAAUAUAGUUGGGAAUAAUAAUAAAUAAGUGGAGAGCGAUCGCGGUAAGGAAGGAAGUACGGAGUUCGAGGUGCGCCGAGCGAGAAUCCGUGGUGUUUCUCUCCUAAAAACUUGUCGAACGAGCGUCGCGUCUAACGACCACCGACGAUCGAUUACGCAAGAUGACCAUUCUGUCGAAGAAGAAGACGAACGCCUCGAAAGAUAGACGAGAAGGAGGCAGCACUUCCGAAGUCGAUGUUCACGGUGUGCAAAACGAGCAUGGCUCUGGAUCCAUCGCACUACCUAAUAGCCCAUAUCAGGUACGGGCAGCGAACGGUUUCGCGGUCGAUCUACACGGGGUUCAGACCGACCACGGAUCUGGUUCUAUCGUUCUUACGGGUAGCUCGUACGAGACUAGCGUCGAUCGGAGAGAAGAUAAACACUUUGAAGAAGGAAGCGGCCCAAGUCAUGGUAAACGUCACAGACAACGAGCAAGUCCGCAUAGCGGAUGCAUCGGAAGAAAUUCGCGUUCUAAACGUGAAAGAGAAAGGGAUAGGGGUCGUGAUCGAGAGAGGGAGAGGGACAGAGAACGUGAAAGACAGGCUACACCUCCUACUGCCUCAUGCAGUGGCUUACAAGCUACAGAUGCUGGUGUAAUAACCAACAAUCGGAUGGCUAUCGUCGGGACUGCUGCAAACUUAGAACACGAAUUAGCUAAUGGUUACAAUAGUGGAGACGAAUAUACUGGCAGGACUGGUAAUAACCUUACGUUAGCCGAAUGGCAAGAGCGGGAUAGGUGGUUUGAAAAGCGAAUGCGCAAGAUGGGAUUUAUUGUAAAAAAAAUGGGCGAAGAUGGAGCAUGUCUGUUCAGAGCUGUUGCGGAUCAAGUUUACGGCGAUCAGGAAAUGCAUGGGGUAGUACGAAAACAUUGCAUGGAUUAUAUUGCUUCCAACCAAGAGUUCUUUUCUCACUUCGUAGCAGAAGAUUUUAGCACAUAUGUAGAUAGGAAACGACAAGAGUAUGUUCACGGCAAUCAUAUAGAAAUGCAAGCAAUGUCUGAAAUGUAUAAUCGUAGCAUUCAAUUGUAUUGCUAUAGCCCUGAACCUAUCAAUAUCUUCCAUACAAUGGUUGAAAGUGAUAACGAACCAAUACGAUUGUCUUAUCAACGCGGUAGUCAUUACAAUAGCAUAGUAGAUCCGUAUAAAGCUACCGUUGGUGUUGGACUUGGUCUACCAUCGUAUAAUCCCGGUGCCGCGGAUCGACAACUUAUAUCCGACGCGGUUCGCCAAAGCGAAGAGUUGCACAUCGAACAGGAAAACUUUUUUGUUCAGACGAUGCUGGAAGAUAAAAUCAAAGCAACAGACUGGGAAGCAACGAACGAAGCUAUAGAGGAACAAGUCGCCAGGGAAAGUUACCUGCAAUGGUUAAGGGACAAUGAGAUGCGGAAAGCACGAUCAGCCAGUAGUAGCAGUACAAGUACGGUGACGAGCGCGCAACACAGUCAUACGCAUUUUCAUCCUCAUGGAGGUCGUGGACAACAACGUAGCCACACUUCCUCUCCAACCACGACCCAAACUAGCCAAGAUACUAUACGUAAUUCUCCGAAGGUAAACGAUGCGGUAAGGUACAACAAAAGGUCACCUCAGCAUCAGUCGACUCAAGGGUCUACUAUAUCUCACCUUACCUCCGACUUUGAAUCGAAAAUCCCUCAAGAACCGAUGCCAGGCAGUAGUAAGGAAGUCCACGCUUCGCCAGACAUUUCGAUGUUUAAUCGUCUUCCUCCUGAAGUUUUUGGUUUAACCGAUUGGGAGGACAGCGAUAUUCUCUCAAAAGUCUUGGCAACAUCGCAACAGGAAUACCUGGAUAGCUUAAAACAAUCACGGAGUUCCGCAACUUCCGGCAAUGAUGCUAACAAUAUAUUAGAUUCCAGUAACAGUUAAUUCUUAAAAUCGUUAUCGAUGAUGUUCAAAGAAAUACUGAAGCAAAAAUAUAUGCAUUCAUAUGCAGUGUUUUUCAUAGGAUGUGAUAUAUCCAGAAAAUAGGAUAGUUCUAAAUUAAAAAAAAAAAAAUGAAGCAAUUCUUAGUGUCAACGCAUGAUCAUUGAUAACUAAAAGUCACUGAUGGUUAUGUCGAAUUUAUGCCUAAUAAACUUAAUUACCGUUAACGGAUGAUACGUUACGGAUUUCUACUACUAUUGUAUACACACCAAGUUAGAUUUGAUCGUAACUCGAUAAAGCAUUAUGAAAUUAUUGCAAAGUUUAGAGUACCAUUUAACGAAUGUGUUACAAAUCAAAUGUUUUGUAAACGUGUGAAAUAUAGAGUUAAGAUUUUAGUUUGCAGAAUUAAAUAAAAAAGUAUUUAAGUUUAUCAAGGGUGCACCCAGUUAUAUUCUUUAGCAAGUCGAAAUACGAUUGACGACGAUGAUCACGUAUAAGCAUGGAGAAUUGUUUUAUUUUUAGUUGAAACAUUUGUCGUACGACAAAUACGGUGCAUCUUAUGGGACACUCUGUAUAUAUUGCAAUAUCAUCUAAUUCUGCAUUGCACUAGGGUAUAAGGUGGUUUGCUUUUUUCAUUGAAGUAGAUGUUAUGCGACGAGCAUAACCAUCGUUCGAUUCCAUUUUGGGAUUAUGGAUGUGUGCACUGGUACUCUAAAAUAGUACAUGCAUCGCUCCCGCUGCACCUUUCGAACACCAGAGUAGCUAUAUUUUUAUUUUGUCCGCAGUGUAUCACCUCACCAUAGUCGAGAUGUUUUGUAUCGAUUGUAAGUUAUCGACGAGCAGUCUUCUUUUUUCCCAUUAUCAUGGAAAAUUGUUCAUACAUGAUAAACCCUCUGCGUGUUCUUGGAUGCAACGUUUACCGUCGCGAACUAUGCAAUCCGAUCAGGUCAACCGCGUAACUGUAACAUUUUUCGUGGUACGAUAUGAUACGUCUAAACGCUUUAGGAAAAAUCUUUAUUGCGUUAUUUGUAAAAAAAGACAAAUAAAACUACUACGACGUAAGUUAAA